AUGAAGACAAAGACACAUGCACCGUGUGAGGCCCAUCUACCAAUUUGUAUGAGGCCCAUCUCCCAUGGAAACCCUAAUCCGCAGCCGCGACAUCCAGCCCUGCGCCCCCGCCCAUGGCUUGCUCGCCUCCACCCGCGGUCGUGGCCUCCAGUGCCCUGCGCCCCCGCCGCUUGUCAGCCUCCACCGCCCCACCCGUCUCUCAAGUACUUCUACUUCACCGCCGACGGCCGCAAGUCCCCCGACGUCGAGAUCCCCGUGGACGCGCCCACCAUGAUGCACGACUUCGCCGUCACCGAGAACCACGCCAUCAUCCCGGACCAGCAGAUCGUGUUCAAGCUACAGGAGAUGGUCCUGGGCGGCUCCCCCGUGGUGUACGACAGGAACAAGACCGCGCGGUUCGGGGUGCUGCCGAAGCGCGCCACCGACGCGUCGCGGCUGCGGUGGGUGGACGUCCCCGACUGCUUCUGCUUCCACCUCUGGAACGCGUGGGAGGACGAGGCCACGGGCGAGAUCGUGGUGAUCGGAUCCUGCAUGACCCCCGCGGACGCCGUGUUCAACGAGUCCGCCGCCGGCGAGGAGAGCUUCCGCAGCGUGCUGUCGGAGAUCCGGCUGGACCCGCGCACCGGCACGUCCUCGAGGCGCGCGGUCCUGAGCGAUGCCGACCAGGUGAACCUGGAGGCCGGCAUGGUGAACCGGCAGCUGCUGGGCAGGAGGACGCGCUACGCCUACCUCGCCAUUGCCGAGCCGUGGCCCAAGGUGUCGGGCUUCGCCAAGGUGGACCUCGAGGCAGGCACCGUCGAGAAGUUCAUCUACGGCGACGGUCGGUACGGCGGCGAGCCCUGCUUCGUGCCGCACCUCGACGCCCCCGCGGGCGCCGCGGAGGACGAUGGCUACGUGCUGUGCUACGUGCACGACGAGGGUCGCGGCGCGUCGGAAAUGCUCGUCGUUAACGCCCGCGACAUGCGGGCCGAAGCCGCCGUCAAGCUGUCGGGCCGCGUCCCAUACGGGUUGCACGGCACGUUCAUCGCCAGCAAGAACAUAUGCGACCAGCAAGAGUUUGGCGAUGGAGCCAAAGUCGAACAUGCCGGACAGAUUCCUGUGUGUGAGGCAAAUGCUGGAGGACUUAAGGUCAGCUUGAAUGGCCUUGAAGAGCUGGUUCAGACUUCAGACUGGACCCAAGUUGACCUCAACUUAGAUCAGAAAUUCAGUGUCGUACCUAAAUUUGGCUACUUUACUAAUGCUGCGGGGGAUGGCGGAAGGCAUUGUGCCGUCGUCACCUUCGACAUGCGCGGCGUAGGCUGGUCCACGGGACGGGCGUCGCUCACGCGCUCCACCGAGAACAUCGAGUGGACGGUGAUUCAACCUAAGCCACAUUCUUGA
Messenger RNA from Zea mays, 1380 nucleotides. RefSeq names its product 9-cis-epoxycarotenoid dioxygenase NCED4, chloroplastic. The coding region runs from base 1 to 1380 and encodes 459 amino acids. Gene Ontology annotation, cellular component: chloroplast stroma. Lineage: Eukaryota; Viridiplantae; Streptophyta; Magnoliopsida; Poales; Poaceae. The transcript is spliced from 6 exons. Gene Ontology annotation, biological process: carotene catabolic process. Gene Ontology annotation, molecular function: carotenoid dioxygenase activity. The record is from RefSeq and is a predicted model, not a curated record.